AUGGCCACGGAAAACGACUCUGGCGUUGUAAACAGUCACUCCAAGCAAGAGCCUACAACUCAGACCGAAGCAGAAGUCAACAAAAAAUCGCUGAAGGAUACUGCUAGAGAGACCAACGGUGACAGCCAUCCGCUGGAGAAGGACCAAGCGCUACCUGCAGAGUCCGUCCACAAUCCAGACCAGAGUAGCUCGGAAGAAACCGAGUUUGCUGGAGACUCCAAGACCGUUGAUACUUCAACUUCUCCAGAACAAGCCCUCGCCGGGCCCGUGACUGACGCUCAACAACCAUCUACAGCCAACACAGCGCAAGCAGGAGACAAACAAGAGCACAACCCGUCUUCGGCACCGGCCAAUCAUGACAAAGCUGUCCUUGGAGAAUCUACGGAACCUGCACGCAAGAAGCAGAAAACUAGCGAAGAGAAUGGUGUGGUCGAAAACGGUCAACCAGCUUCCUCAGCAACCGGUAACGCGACCUCGAAUGCCACUCGGAACGGGGAGAAAAAGUCAGGGCGCUCUAAGAAAGUGAAAGACACAGUGAAGCAUAUAGUUCCUAAAGAUGGUAUCGGGAGUCGGACACGCAGUCGGACCAAGGCUGCGACUUGA
Messenger RNA from Aspergillus thermomutatus, 603 nucleotides. RefSeq lists its product as uncharacterized. Bases 1 to 603 code for a protein of 200 amino acids. NCBI's taxonomy places the organism in Eukaryota, Fungi, Ascomycota, Eurotiomycetes, Eurotiales, Aspergillaceae. The record is from RefSeq and is a predicted model, not a curated record. The transcript has 2 exons.